Molecule: messenger RNA, 771 nt
Organism: Coprinopsis cinerea okayama7#130
Lineage: Eukaryota; Fungi; Basidiomycota; Agaricomycetes; Agaricales; Psathyrellaceae
Exons: 2
Coding region: 1-771 (256 amino acids)
Source: RefSeq, a predicted model, not a curated record
AUGAGGUCCUAUCGCAUUGUGUACGCCGUUGGAGCAGCCCUGGUGAUUGCCCCGACGGCUCUAGGAGUCGAAGUAGUAGCAGCAAGCGAAGAACUCUCAGCGCGGGACGCUGAUAUCUUAGAAGACCUCUUAGCUCGCGACAUCGACAUUUUCGAGGAAGCACUCGCCGCCAGAGGCGCAGAUCUGUUCGACGAGAUCAGCGCCCGCGAGCCGGAGCCAUUAUUUUUCCUUGCAGCGCUUCCUGCCCUUGCGGCUAAAGCAGCAGUAGCUGCCAAAGCUGCUGUAGCGACAAAGGCUAUCGUCGCAAAAGCUGUGAUCGCCAAGACUGGCGCUGCCGCCGCGAAGAUUGGAGCCAAGGUCGGGGCCAAAGUGGGGUUGAAGGUCGGAGCGAAGGUGGGGUCGAAGGGACUCCUAAAGGUUGGCGCUAAGAAGGCUACUGUGGUUGCAAAGAAGGCUGGUGUAAAGGCCAUGAAGAGCGCACCCAAGAAAGUCGGAAAACACAUUACAAUGAACCGUGGCAACCGCAACCAGCGUAAGAAGAAGAGGGAAUUCUCGGAUGGGUGGGAACUUGACACUCGAGAACUCGAUGUAUUCGAAGGUGUGCUCGAUGCACGAGAACUUGACGCAUUUGCGGAGAGGAUCUCUGAUGUUGUUGCAAGGCAGGUUAUGGACUCCGUGAACUGGGCAGAGGUAGUAGAGCGAGGUCUCUCAGGCGAUGCACUCUCAGAUUUGCUUGAAAGGUCACUCGGUGACCUCGACGAGCUCGAUUAG